AUGAACGUAUGGAGGCAUAUCUGUCAAUCGGUUACCAAAUGGCUUCUGCAUCCAUGGCGCACAAAUAGGCAUCGACGAUCACCGAAUAGCUCAAUGCUUCCCCACAUCCUCCCCCUCCUGCAGCUGAGCGCUCUAUUUCUCCCAGCAUAUGGGCAUAGAGGGCCUCCCGCUUGGUAUACGCGGAACAAGAACACAAUCCAAACCAUCUACAACUUAACAAUCUAUCCCGCAAACGCUGUUAUUAUAACCCAGGGCGCUGCCGCCGUCCCUCCGGGGCUCUUUGCCACCAAUGCUACAGGACGUGUGGCUCCCGUCGGCGAGUUCGAUGGAUUUCAAGAUUCCAUAGAGUACUUUUGGGGUCUUGCACCUUUACCCAACACCGGCGGCGUCAUCGUCAGCGCGACACUCCAAGAGUUCACAUCCGGCUGCCCCGAGGUGGCCGCAAGCACCGUCUACCUGCGAAUCAACUCGGUCAACGAUGAUGGGUCUGAUGCUGGAUUUCUGACCACCCUCAAACAGACUGCGUUUUGGAAUUUCGACUCUACGGGUGCCGUCCAGCGGUACGAUGCGUUCAUUCCCAAUCUCGAUCCAUUGGCCAGCUUAACCCAUGGGUUUGGAGAUAACGUCGACGCUGGGGUCGGCUUGUUUAGCCCUGCCGGGAUGGCAAAGCUUAUUGGGGCUGUUUGUGAGGCGCAGGCGCAGACCUGCGUUGGACCAGACCAGGUCUACUCAGACGCCAACGACUGUAUCGCAACGCUGUCUGCAAAACCAUUUGGACGCUUCGACGAAGCAUGGGGCGACAACGUUGCCUGUCGCUCAAUCCAUGUUCUCCUGACCUCAAUUCGCCCAGAUGUGCAUUGUGCGCAUGUGGGACCCACGGGCGGAGGAAAGUGCAUCCAGAAGCACUACACAACGGAUUACUUCGAUGAUACCCAACUAUUCGGACCCAAGAAGGUUUUCAGCUGCGAAACUUACUGGUAG
Molecule: messenger RNA, 981 nt
Organism: Mycena indigotica
Lineage: Eukaryota; Fungi; Basidiomycota; Agaricomycetes; Agaricales; Mycenaceae
Product: Secreted protein
Exons: 5
Coding region: 1-981 (326 amino acids)
Source: RefSeq, a predicted model, not a curated record